Miscanthus lutarioriparius is the source of this 1590-nucleotide messenger RNA. The record is from the annotation of a GenBank genome assembly. Lineage: Eukaryota; Viridiplantae; Streptophyta; Magnoliopsida; Poales; Poaceae.
AUGGCGACGGCGUGCCACCAUGCCAUGCCGCUACGCGACUGCAACGUACUGAUCAGGACCCUGGCCAGGCGCGGCAGUUUCUCACGCGUCAUGGCGGUGUACUACGAUCUCCGCGCGCGCGGCCUCGUCGCAGACAGCUACACCUACCCGUUCGUGCUCAGGGCAAUCGGCGUGAUGAAGCUGUCCGUCGAGGGGCGCAAGGUGCACGCGGCCGCGGUGAAGACCGGGUUCCGUUGGGAUGCGUACACCGCAAGUUCGCUGAUGGAGAUGUACACGAUGCUGAGCCGUGUGGACUUCGCACGGAAGGUGUUCGACGAGAUGCCGCAGAAAUUCCUGGUGCUGUGGAAUAUGAUGAUGAGGUGCUACAUCAGGUGUGGCCGCUUCACAGCAGCAGUUGCGUUAGCUGAGGAGAUGGAGAGAAGCGGUGCCACACCUGACAGGGUGACAUUGGUGACCGCCGUUACCGCUUGCUCCAGAGCAGGCAACCUGAGCUUGGGAAGGAGGAUUCGUUCAUACAUGGAUGGAGUCUUUGGAUUCAGCCUCCCAGUUGCAAAUGCGCUUCUGGACAUGUAUACGAAGAAUGGUUACUUGGAAGAGGCGGUGAAGAUGUUCGAGCAAAUGCCCGAGAGGAACAUCGUAUCUUGGACUAUACUAGUGUCAGGAUAUACUGUUGCUGGUCAGCUGGACAAGGCAAGAGUGCUUUUCUACCAAUGCACACAGAAGGAUCUAAUCCUGUGGACUGCAAUGAUCAACGCAUGUGUACAACAUGGAAGCUUUGAGGAGGCACUGACAUUGUUCCGAGACAUGCAGUUACAAUGUGUGGAGCCUGACAAGUUCACUGUCGUCACUCUCCUCACAUGCUGUGCCAAUAUCGGCGCUCUUGAUCAAGGUGAAUGGGUCCAUCAGUAUGCUGAAGGCAGGAAUAUGAAAAUUGAUGCAGUUCUUGGCACGGCAUUGAUUGAGAUGUACUCAAAGUGUGGGCAUGUUGACAAGUCACUGCAAAUCUUUGGGCGAAUGCAAGGCAGAGAUGCUGCAGCCUGGACUGCCAUCAUCUGUGGUCUGGCCACAAAUGGCCAGGCCAGCAAGGCUCUUGAAUUGUUUGAAGAGAUGCAGAGAAGCAAAACAAAGCCUGAUGGUAUCACGUUCAUUGGAGUACUGAGUGCCUGUUGCCAUGGUGGCUUGGUCGAUGAAGGACGGAGACAUUUCCAAGCCAUGAAGGAGGUCUAUCAGAUAGAGCCGAGAAUCGAACAUUAUAGCUGCCUUGUCAAUCUUCUAGGUCAUGCUGGUCUACUAUAUGAAGCUGAGAAGUUGAUCGGUGACAUGCCUGUUAACAAUGAUACUAUGCCUCUGUUUGGUGCACUCCUCACUGCCUGCAAAGCUUAUAGCAAUGUUGAGAUGAGCGAACGGUUGACAAAAAGAAUUGCCAAGGAAGAUUGUUCCCAAAAUCCUGAUGUUAAUGUCCUCAUGUCUAAUGUGUAUGCAACAGCAAGUCGAUGGGAGGAAGCAAUAAGAGUGAGAAGUAAGAUGACACAUCCUGCGGUCAAGAAGACUGCAGGUUGCAGCAUGAUUGAGGUAAAAGAAUACUGUUGA